GGAAGCAACGGCUGUGCAGAUUUUAAACCGUAAAUAAAAACAAUAACGGAUCGCGCGUUCUUUUUAAAAAAAAAUAUUUUAUUUUUUUAAUGGUAACUUUGUUGCCCUGUAAACUGUGAGUAUGAUGCGGAUUUGUUUUUGCAUUAGACAACAUCUGGACGCUUAUCUUGGCUAGCCAGCUGUUUUGGUUUUGGGGCAAAAAAUAUAUAUUAAAAAAAAAGAAAGCGGGAAAAUGCCACGGAACAGCAGUAAGCCCCCUUCACUCAUCCAGAAAAUCGCGACCCAAGCGCAGGUCACGUUUAAGAACUGCGGCGACGGUAAGGAUCUGCUGGCGAGCUUGGCGGAGUUGCGCGCGCUGCUGAGCCACAUCAGGGCCGCAGAUCUGAACGUCGCGCCGCCGAAGACGAAGAAGGGCUCCGGCUCGGGGACGCGGGCGUGCCGCACAGCUCCGGUCACCUACAUGCACAUCUGCGAGACCCGUGCCUUCAGCAUGGGCGUGUUCUCUCUCCGGAGUGGUGUGUCCAUCCCUCUCCAUGACCACCCAGGAAUGAACGGCAUGCUCAAGGUGCUCUACGGCAAGGUCCGGGUACAAUGUUUCGACAAGCUCGAAGGGACCCCUGAUCCUGAUCCGGAUCCUGAUCUUGAGCUUGAGCUUGGCUCGGUCUCCGGGGCUGGGAGUGAGACCGUGCAGAAGGACGCGGUGUGCCGGGCCGCGCUGCGCUCCAGCGGUGAGUUCACGCAGCAGAGCGCGCCGUGCGUGCUCAGCCCCCGCAGGGACAACCUGCACCAGAUCGACGCGCUCGACGGACCCGCCGCCUUCCUGGACAUCCUGGCACCGCCGUACGACCCGGAUGACGGCAGGGACUGUCACUACUACCGACUUUUACGCACCGUCAGAAAGAACGAGGACGAUAAACAGGGAGAGGAGACCGCCUGGCUUUUAGAGAUCCCCCAACCGGAGGAGUUCUGGUGCGGGGGCGAGCCUUACCCUGGCCCUAAAGUCACCGUCUAGGGAUGAGAGAUAAAGUGUCAGAUGGUUCAUUUGAACAGAAAUAGUGCAAAAGAUCAGACAACACAGUGGCACCGGGUCCUUGAUGCAUGGCAUGCACAAAAUACACUUUGAGGGGGAAAAAAGAGUACUAAACUGUGCCUUUUCUUCUAAUACACGCACUCACAAAUUAGUACCUUUGGAAUUAAACUUUUAACUAAGUCAUUUAUAAAACGUUUUACUUUUAACACAGCAUUUGGCAGACACUCUUCCAUUGUUAUUUUAUUAUUCAUCCAAAGGCUAAGGGCCUCGCUCAAGAGCCUAACUUGGUGGUUGUUGGGUUCGAACCUGCAACCUUCCGAACUGGCCUGCACUGCCAUAUUAAUCACUGAGCUUCACCUUCUCCUACCAGACAUGACAGACUUUUUAAAAGGGGUUAUACAAACGCGUCCCAUUGAGAGACACAUCAGGGACCGGUAGGCCUAAUGGUACAGCUUAGUACUACUUUUUUUCAGACAAAGUGUUUUAUUAGUACAUAAUGUUGCACGACGUGGGAAAUAUAUAGAGUAUUUGAUAUCUCUUUCAUCCUGGUGUUUAGUGUUGCUGUGAACUGCUAAAACGCUGCAAACUGACACAACAGAGUGGACAAUAUUUACAGCAUUAAAUAAUGUAAUAACUGUUGACAAAUGUGACAUAGCAUCCUAUCAAUUCAGUUAUAACUGUGACGGUGGGACAUUACCGGUUGUUGUUUACAGAUUUGAUAAUCAGUUCAAAGCUCUUUUUGCUUUUUUUGUUUGUUUGUUUGUUUGUUUGUUUUUUAAGAUGUGCACUUGGUCAGUGCUUUAAACUACAGACAAAAGCCUAUAUUUUCUUAAGAUAAAAAAAUUAAUAAAUCCCUUAUAGUAUCCUGAUAUAGUGAUAAACUGCGUCCUAAAGGGCCUUUUAUAUUAUCAUUGUAUUGCUAUAUAUUAGAAUUGUAAAGCACUUUUUAUUAUUUAUGACCUAGUUAAAGCCACAUUCAUUAGUAAUUAAUAGAAAAUUAAAAAGGGAGGUGUGGUUGGAUUUCGUUUAACUUCACAUGAUUUUUUUAAAAAGUGUAUAAACACUAAACUAAACACUACUAACUAAACCCUAUUCUUAAAUCUUACGUCUUACCGUACUACUUGAACUACUUUGAUUAACUACUAUUUGAGAUUCUAUUGAUUAAACACUUAUCAGAGAGGCAUUUUGACCAAAGGUAUUUAUGCUAGUAGAACAGAAAUACUUAAAAGUGUUUACAUGUUCAGUCAGAGCACACAUCAACACGUUUAAGCUUUUGUAACAUGAGUAGUAGAGAAAAUGGUGGUAUGCUGUCAGCCAUAGGAUGGUUCACAACCAGCUUUACUCUCAGAAAUAGAAGAACCUGUACUGUAGUUCUCAUCGUUAAUGAGAAGCUCCGUGCAAAGGAGGGAAAAACCCAUCAUCUUUCAUCAUGUAAUCUUCUUUACCUGUGGUGUACCUAAUUAGUUUUCAGAUUAAAAGUGAACAUUAAUGUUUGGAUAUGUAUCUUAAAAUAUUUUAAAGACAUAAAGAUGAAAAAUUUAUAUUAUUUCUGAGAUUGUUCCAGUUGAGAGUUGUAUUUCUAAGCCUCUGCCCAGCUUUAGGACCUGAAGACGUUUCUAGGAACGCCUGUUUUUUCCACCUUAUACACUACAUUCUCAUAAUAUUCAAAUAAUAUUAAUGCCCAUUUAUUUAUCAUGUCAUUUAGUAAAUUGGUAUUUUUUAUAUAAUACUAAUACAAUUUUAACUUAAAAAAAACAACAACUUUGUGGCCUUUCUUAUAAAAUAUUGAAUGUAGUCUUGCCUUAAAAGCUUAUGCUUAUCUAUGUGCACACUACUUAUGUAGCUUCUGUCUUGUUAUUUUCCUGUACUGUAUUUAUUUAAGUUUGUACAAUCAAUUAUGUGUAUUCUUUAUUGUUUAUAUUCUGACUUUAAACCACAAUUAAAUGUUUUUUUUUGUC
This is a messenger RNA of Clarias gariepinus (North African catfish), 2988 nucleotides long. RefSeq names its product 2-aminoethanethiol (cysteamine) dioxygenase a (gene adoa). Gene Ontology annotation, molecular function: oxidoreductase activity, acting on single donors with incorporation of molecular oxygen, incorporation of two atoms of oxygen. Lineage: Eukaryota; Metazoa; Chordata; Actinopteri; Siluriformes; Clariidae. Bases 233 to 1012 code for a protein of 259 amino acids. The record is from RefSeq and is a predicted model, not a curated record. The transcript has a single exon. Gene Ontology annotation, cellular component: mitochondrion.